Molecule: messenger RNA, 946 nt
Organism: Symbiodinium necroappetens
Lineage: Eukaryota; Dinophyceae; Suessiales; Symbiodiniaceae
Source: the annotation of a GenBank genome assembly
AUGGUGACCAUUGACAGCCAUGUCGUCGUGAAAUACAUGAACGAGCCAUUCGUCACCAUCCCCCAGUACUUGAUUGUGGACGGCUCCGCUGGCCAAAAGUACUUGAAGAUGCGGGCCUCCAGUUUGCCCAUAGUCCAGCUCUUAACCGGAGCCAAGAACCCAGCCAGGGCUUCGUUGACAUUCUACCAACCCUUCCAAAAGUUGGUGGAGAAACGCAACGAGGCCAUGGAUCGCCAUGCUGCGGGCGACGAGGACCAGGGCGACAUGGCCGACUUGUUCGAAAACCAUGAUGAGGAAGGCCAGGGGAGGUCCAAGAGGCGCAGACUCCAGAACCUCCCAGAGACUGUGAACAUUUACGUCGGGAACGCCAUUGUUCCAUGCCUGAUCCCACAAGAAGGCAAGCGGCCCAAGGCUGCAGACUUGGCCGUGCCACUGGACUCCAACACUAUCGCCGCCAUCAUCGACCACGUUCGUGCCAGUGCUCAAGACCUGGAAAUGCACAUGAAGCAGCCCAGGAAGAAGACUGCCAGUUUUGCCUCUGCCACGUUUGGCCUGCACUCCAAGCACCUCGCCAUGGCUGGAGUUCCAGAGAAGGUGGUCCAAGAAGUGGAGGCCAUGAUGGGGUCGACAGCCCCAGUCAACUCCAAGGUUGACCAGAUCGUCCAGCUUCUGAGGACCCAUGGCCUUGCCCAUGACCAAGUUUUGCUUCCAAGUCAAAUCUUGGUUCAUCCUGAGAAUAGAGGACGGUCCAUGGUCUCGUAUUUCGACGUAUGGUCCAAAGGAAGCCAAAUGUGCAGUGUGGGCUUCCAGCCGAAGCUCCUGGACGGCCAGACCAUCUGCACCCAAAUGGCCACUGCCGAGACCAAGAGGCUUGCCCAAGUGCAAGCCAACCGCCAAUUGGUGACGGAGGCCAAGGGCCACCUGGCACCAGUGAGUGGCCAGGAAG